Bactrocera tryoni is the source of this 1041-nucleotide messenger RNA. RefSeq lists its product as uncharacterized. The record is from RefSeq and is a predicted model, not a curated record. Gene Ontology annotation, cellular component: transcription regulator complex; nucleus. Lineage: Eukaryota; Metazoa; Arthropoda; Insecta; Diptera; Tephritidae. The transcript is spliced from 2 exons. The coding region runs from base 117 to 995 and encodes 292 amino acids. Gene Ontology annotation, biological process: regulation of transcription by RNA polymerase II.
UAACGGAGUUCUCUUUUGUUUGACAAAUGUUUUCUCUGUUUAUAAAUAAUAAAACUUAAAUCGUAAAUGCGAAAAAAAUUAUAUGAAGUUUCUAAAAGAGUUUAAAAUAUAGCAAGAUGUUGGAUGGAUCUGAAAUGAUAAUAUUUACCGAAAAGUUGAUCGAAGAGAUUAAACAUUUCCCUGUUUUGUAUGACAGAAAAUUAACGCGAGCAAAGGACAAGAUCGAUAAGGAGGAAGCAUGGAUAUCACUAACAGAUCGGCUACCCACAAAUUUAGGAAUUAAAGUUGAUGAUACCAAGAAAAGAUGGAAAACACUAAAAGAUUGUUAUUCGAAAUAUCUUCGCAGUUUUAGAACGAGCAAUAGAUUUGAAGCCCGAUAUCAAUCAUGGCGAUGGUCGGAGCAGAUGGAGUUUUUUAAACCAUUUAUGUUACACAAUGAUAGAUACGAUGGUGAUCAAGACACAAUUCGAAACAAAGCGAAAAAAAGAAAUUACGACAAAAGAUUGAAUGACUACCAAACACACAUUGUUAAAAAUAAUUUAAAAAGUCGUACAAAACUAGAUAUAAGUAAAGAAGUAUAUGUUAAAAGUUCUCAGUUCAACCAGACCCAGAGUCCAAGUAACGAAAUUAAAGGCGAAAUAGAUGAAGUCGAUGAGGAAGAUUAUCAAGCUAUUGCCAACGCAGUAUCAGAUUAUGGAAACACAUCAGGUGGUUGGGAUGAACUAAUGGAUGAACCUGAUAAUGAAGAAAUUCUCUAUAAUUCAACUUCAAAAAGCAUAACAUCAGUGGACCAUGACAAAUAUAUAGACCCUUUGGGGGCAAGAAAUUUUGAUGGCAUAGAUUUGACCUUUCUUGGAUAUGCCAGUAGCAUCAAGAAACUCUCACCUCGCAGACAAUCUAUUAUCAAAUUUGCUGUUGCAAAGCUGAUAAUGCGAGAAGAGUUAGCACAACAAAAUGAUAAUGAAAAUCAUUAUUUUCAUAAUGUAACCACAUAAAAUAUCGAAUUAAAUAAAAUAUUGUGUUUGAUACUUAUUACUUAUA